GACUUCAACAAGCAGUGGGCACUUGUUAAUAACUUUUGGACAAGGCUCAAUAGUUAUAUAUUAGAUAAUGGUGAUGAGUAUAAAACUUUUGUUUGUAGACUUUCAAAACCUAAGAAAUCAAGCAGAAGAAAAGAAAACCUCCCUCCUGAAAAGCUUCGCAUAACCUGGAAAAGAAAUACUGUGAAUUGUGAAGCUAAAAUCAAAAUAACGUGGUUAGCGGUAUCGAAUAUGGUUAUAAUUGAGAGG
Racocetra persica is the source of this 246-nucleotide messenger RNA. NCBI's taxonomy places the organism in Eukaryota, Fungi, Glomeromycota, Glomeromycetes, Diversisporales, Gigasporaceae. The record is from the annotation of a GenBank genome assembly.